GAUAAGGUGACACCUUAUAUAAGCUUGACUUCUCAAAGACGGCAAUUCAACUCAGCAUCUUGUUGGACCAUACAGGUAGUCUUUUUGCAAGCAUGCUGUCUAUGGGAUUUCUGUUGAUAUGUCUCUUGGUGAACCUGCACCUCUGUGAACUUGAAUCAUUGAGCGAAGCGUAUGUCAUUCAGGAAACACAGGCUCCAAGUAUUGACCUUAAGAGCACUUACUCCAAUGUUGAGGUACAGAAACUUCUUGAGAAGAUUAGAUAUGUUGCUCGAAGCUGCAAGGAACUCAGAGACAAGUAUGAAAUCCUUGAAGAUGGCCUGUACUAUCUUUCAACGGAGAACGGGGUGGUCUACCAGACCUACUGUGAUAUGACCACUGAUGGGGGUGGCUGGACGCUGGUGGCCAGUGUGCACGAGAACAACAUGUAUGGGAAAUGCACUUUAGGUGAUCGUUGGUCGAGUCAGCAAGGCAGUAACAGUAACCUUCCAGAAGGAGAUGGAACGUGGGCUAAUCGAGUCACAUUUGGAUCUGCAGAGGCUGCUACCAGUGACGACUACAAGAACCCUGGUUAUUACAACAUUGAGGCACAGAAUGUGGCAGUGUGGCAUGUUCCUAAUAACGUUCAGCUAAACCUUUGGCGCACUGCUUCUAUCUUACGCUACCACACCGACAACCGCUUUCUCAGCCUUCAUGGAGGGAAUCUUUUCUUCUUAUUCAAGAAAUUCCCAGUAAGGUAUGCAACAGGGUCCUGUCAUAUUGAUAACGGACCUACUGUCCCAGUGGUCUAUGAUACCGGAAAUGAAGCUUCUACCAGGAACUUUUAUGGUCCUACUGUAAGAGAGCAGUUUGAGCCUGGAUACAUCGCUUUCAGAGUCUUUAACAAUGAGAAGGCAGCCAUGGCGAUCUGCUCUGGAGUCAGACCAACCGGCUGUGAUACAGAACAUUACUGUAUUGGUGGAGGAGGUCAUUUCCCAGAAGUUACACCAAGGCAGUGUGGAGAUUUCACUGCUUUUGACUGGAAUGGAUACGGGACAAAUUCGGGCGCAAGUGCAUCCCGAGAGAUCACUGAAGCUGCUGUGCUUCUUUUCUAUCGCUGAGACCCAGAUCACACAUUCAGCUUUCUCUUCAGCUUCUAGUUUUUACUUGUAAUUUGAGAUGACUUUGAAUGAUGACUUCUCAAUCUUCUCAAUCUCACUCUAAGUCAGCAGAGAGUUUUACAUACAGUGUCAAUAGCUGCAAAAAAAAUCCUUAAAUCAUGGUUAGAGCCAGGAAGGCACCUUGAAAGAGUUUAAACACAUUAUAUUAUGAGAGCAUUUGAUGGCCAGGGUGAAUUAAGCAAAACCUAGAAAAAUUUUCAGCCUUCAGCUUUAAACUCUGGAUAAAAUUUGGUGAGAUCAUGGUGUAAUUUAAGGUGUAGGGUAUGGCUGUUUAAUAUUCAGGCUGUGUGCCGACUGCAGACCAAUACCAUUUAUUUCCCAAAAUCAGAUCUUUUGAGGUGACUGUCUGCAUGUAAUCAGAUCAAAUAGACAUCACCAGAUCAGACAUCACCAGCCUAUCUACACAGGUUCCCGUGGUAACAACAUAGGCAUCAGUAUCUACGUAGCUAUGCUGGUGAUGCACAGUUCAAACGCAGGAGAGAUGGAGGCGCAUCAUCUCGCCCUCCAAACAAUCAUUUCUGUCACUCUGGAUUUGACAUUGUCAUUGUUGGUUUUGUUGAAAUCCAAUUUGAGGCUCCAGAGCUUUCAGACUGAGAUGGAAAAAUGGGAUUUUCUGUGUUGUUUUUGCUGUCCAGACUAUCACAAAUCAAACUGGAUGCAAUCUAAACAUGCCAAAAAUUGGAUUAUGUAAAGAUUAAUAAGGUGUUCUCCUUACUUGAUUAAAACUCAGGAGAAAUCCAGCCCACUUCGUUUUGUAGCAGUAACUGCAAAAAACAGGUAAAUGACAAAUAAUUUUAGCUGAACACAAAUUAUUUUCUUUUCUAAACCAUCAAGUUACCAUGUAUUCCUCAUACAACAUUUUUUUCGAGACUUUAAAUAUACAGUUACCUUUACAAUUCAAUGGACUCCACAGUCAACACUAUAUCUGGACUUUGUAGAAUUAUUGGACUCUGCAACAUUAGUUGUAAAAUUACAAAUUUUUGUUCUGUUGUCCAUCUUUUUUAUAUUGUCAUUUUUAAAAGGAAGUGUAGCCAAUUGUGUGUAGACUCCUCUUACUCUCUUAAGCUUGUCUAUAAUAUAACCUAACUCAUAAUAAAACUCAUGAUUUUA
Molecule: messenger RNA, 2267 nt
Organism: Pygocentrus nattereri (red-bellied piranha)
Lineage: Eukaryota; Metazoa; Chordata; Actinopteri; Characiformes; Serrasalmidae
Gene: itln1
Product: intelectin 1
Exons: 7
Coding region: 93-1097 (334 amino acids)
Molecular function (GO): oligosaccharide binding
Source: RefSeq, a predicted model, not a curated record